Penicillium angulare is the source of this 432-nucleotide messenger RNA. RefSeq lists its product as uncharacterized. The transcript has a single exon. Lineage: Eukaryota; Fungi; Ascomycota; Eurotiomycetes; Eurotiales; Aspergillaceae. Bases 1 to 432 code for a protein of 143 amino acids. The record is from RefSeq and is a predicted model, not a curated record.
AUGAAGCGGACAGCUGCUCUUACUGCUCCUGUUCCCCAGGCUGGUGCAAAAGCCAACCCCAUGGGUGUCGGUGCAGAUGUGACUGUCAGUGGCGACCAACUAAGCACAUGUCUUUCUUAUGGUGCGGAGGUUCUUAGUUUUACCAAAGAACAAUUGGACAUGCAAGCGGAAAGAGCAGCACGAAAAGGCAAUGGGAUUCUUCAGAUUCAGGAGCGUCGUCUUGAGAUCAGCCCAAUUUUCAGAACGCUUAUGAAGAUUGAUAGAGAGUUUGAGCAACUCGGGGCAUCUCUAGUUACUAGCGAUGCAUCUCUCAAAGCUCAGCAGCAAGAGAUAGGAAAUGCCGCAGCGGAAGAAGAAUGGAUGCGUACCAAGUGCACGAGCGAGCAGUUUUAUGCGCUGAUGGAAAGCACCAUCAGCACGAUGUUCCGGUAG